AACUCUCUCUCUCGAUCUGAAAGUCCAGUCCCAUGGCCAUCGCCCAGUGAAGGGAGAAGGCCAACAAGUUGUAAGGAGGAGCAUUCCGAAGGGACUCAAGCUGGCUUUCAGUCCGAAGCGGGUGACGGCGGAGCUCCGCCACUCCACCUCCACCUGCAGCAGAGCGUCGCAGUCUCCGAUGAAGCGGGACGACGUCGGGCUGUCUCCCUUGUCGCCGGGGAAUUCCCCAGUUGACGAGGAAGACGACGACGACGACUACCGCGGCCGUCACUCGCGAGAUCGCAUUCCUUCCCUGUUGUCCGCCAAUCUGCAGUCGGUGUUCCCCUUCUCGCUUGCAGACAGGCCUCUCCUCCAGAACUCCAAGAUCUUGUUUCUUCUCGCCCUAGCAAUCUUAGCCGCUGUAACGAUCUCGGCAUUUUCAGUAUUUAACAGAUUGACUGCACCAUAUUUGUGCAGCAAGGAAGGCAUAACUCUUCAAUGCCCACGGGUUAAGGAGCCUCCUUCACUCUGGGAGAAUCCUUACUCCGCCACGACCUCUUGGAAGGCUUGUGCUGAAAGGCGAGAGGGUAUAAUUUCAGAUCUUACAGCAGAGAAUAAAACAAAUGGAUACAUAUUUAUUCAUGCAGAAGGUGGUCUAAACCAGCAAAGAAUUGCUAUCUGCAAUGCUGUUGCAGUGGCCAAAAUAAUGAAUGCGACUCUUAUAUUACCGGUGUUAAAACAAGAUCAGAUAUGGAAAGAUCAAACAAAAUUUGAAGACAUAUUUGAUGUUGAUCAUUUUAUUGACUAUUUGAAGUAUGAUGUGCGAAUUGUUCGUGAUAUACCUGAAUGGUUUACUGACAAAUCGGAGCUGUUCACAAGCAUUAGACGAACUGUCAAGAACAUCCCAAAAUAUGCUUCAGCUGAGUUUUAUAUAGAUAACGUUUUGCCAAGAAUCAAGGAGAAGAAGAUUAUGGCGUUGAAACCAUUCGUUGAUCGACUUGGGUAUGAUAAUGUUCCAUCUGAGAUAAACAGGUUGAGGUGCAGGGUGAACUACCAUGCUUUGAAAUUUCUUCCCGAGAUUGACCAAAUGGCAGAUCUACUAGUCUCAAGGAUGAGAAACCGGACUGGCAGUCCGAACCCCUUCAUGGCACUUCACUUAAGGUUUGAGAAGGGGAUGGUGGGCUUAUCUUUCUGUGAUUUUGUGGGGACGAGGUCAGAAAAGGCACUAAUGGCUGCAUACAGAAAGAAAGAAUGGCCACGCCGGUUCAAGGACGGUUCACAUUUGUGGGCAUUGGCCCUGCAGAAACGGAAGGAAGGACGGUGCCCUCUUGAGCCUGCUGAAGUGGCAGUGUUGCUUAGGGCAAUGGGCUAUCCUAAAGAAACCCAAAUAUAUGUUGCUUCCGGGCAGGUCUAUGGUGGUCAGAACCGGAUGGCACCACUUAGGAACAUGUUCCCUAAUCUUGUUACAAAAGAGGAAUUGGCUAGGAAGGAGGAAUUGGACGAAUUCCGGAAGCAUGUAACGAGUCUGGCAGCUCUUGACUUUCUUGUUUGUUUGAAAUCUGAUGUUUUUGUAAUGACGCACGGAGGGAACUUUGCGAAACUUAUAAUCGGGUACAGACGCUACAUGGGGCACCGCCAAAAAUCCAUAAAACCAGACAAGGGUCUCAUGUCCAAAUCCUUGGGAGAUCCUUACAUGGGAUGGGCUAGCUUUAAGGACGACGUUGUCAUUACCCACCAAACCAGAACCGGGUUGCCCGAAGAAACAUUCCCGAACUAUGACAUCUGGGAGAAUCCUCUUACUCCUUGCAUGUGUAGAGCGUGACCACCCUGCGUUCAUCCGUGAAGGUGAAUCUCUAACUCUCUCCGGUGGGGUAGAAAAACGGACUUUUUUAUUUCCGGAGAACAUUUUGCUUAGGUGAUCGGCGAUUGUGUAGCAUUAUAGCUUAUAUUGUGAUUCUCUUCCAUGGGGAAUUGCAGUUUUGUAUGUUGGGGAUUAGAUUAUUUUUCAAUUGUUCCAAGAUAGUGUGUAUAUUGCAACUCUGCUAAACAGUUGGUGUAUGGUGUUUCUUCAUUAGUGUUUAUUAUAUUAUCAUAACCUAAUUUGAAAUUCCUCUUCUAUAUGUAGAAUUCUUACCCU
Molecule: messenger RNA, 2116 nt
Organism: Cuscuta campestris
Lineage: Eukaryota; Viridiplantae; Streptophyta; Magnoliopsida; Solanales; Convolvulaceae
Source: the annotation of a GenBank genome assembly